Molecule: messenger RNA, 5580 nt
Organism: Uloborus diversus
Lineage: Eukaryota; Metazoa; Arthropoda; Arachnida; Araneae; Uloboridae
Gene: na
Product: sodium leak channel NALCN-like
Biological process (GO): calcium ion transmembrane transport
Cellular component (GO): voltage-gated calcium channel complex; membrane
Molecular function (GO): voltage-gated calcium channel activity
Source: RefSeq, a predicted model, not a curated record
GUUUUAAGUGUUUUGAUCCUCUUUUAUGGGGUAAAACGCUGAUUCAAGUGCAGUUUUCAUUCAUUUUUUUUAUAUUUUUUUCAUUUUGUUUCGUAAUUUUUUUUUAAUUUAUCUCCCUGAAAUCCAUUUAGUCUGAAGGCAAAAUGUUAGGACGCAAGCAGAGUGUGAAAGGGGAAGAAAUUCUAGCUGAUUACGGUGCUGGGGAAACAUUAAUGCAAUUGGGCAUUGCAGCCGAUGAUGAAUGGGUAAGUUUGUGUGGGGUGCGUCGCUUGUUACGACUUUGUGCUCUUUUGAGUCUGCUGUCAGUGAGCCUAAAUACAACUCGAACCUUUGAGCGUUAUCCAUACUUAAUUUAUGCUACGUUUGUGUGUGAUUGUGUUGUGACUAUCCUUUUCACAAUUGAAAUGAUCGUUAAGAUGUAUUUUCGUGGAUUUGGGGGAGAAUAUUCUUAUUUAAAAGAUCGUUGGUGCCAAUUUGAUGCUACAAUGGUUUUUUUCUUAUGGAUAUCUGUUAUACUUCAGAUAUUUGAAAUGCUACAUGUUGUGCCAAAGUUUUCAUACUUGUCAAUUUUGAGAGCUCCUCGUCCAUUAAUUAUGAUACGUUUCAUAAGAGUAUUUUUGAAAUUUCAAAUGCCAAAAUCGAGAAUCAAUCAAAUUUUUAAGCGUUCAAGUCAACAGAUCUACAAUGUUACACUCUUUUUUCUAUUCUUCAUGUCUUUAUAUGGUCUUUUAGGAGUUCAAUUUUUUGGUGAAAUGUCAAACCAUUGUGUUGUGAACGGCACUGAUCCUAACAAUGUGACUCUUGAUGAUCUUGCAAUUCCUGAUACUUAUUGUUCAAACAUUCCGGAUGCUGGUUAUCAUUGUCCUGAAGGAAUGGUUUGUAUGGAGCUUGAAUUGCCAAAAAGUAUAUCGGGCUUUAAUGGCUUCGACGAUUUUGCACAUAGCUUUUUUACGGUUUAUCAAGCAGCAUCUCAAGAAGGCUGGGCCCUACUUAUGUAUAAAGCUAUGGACAGUUUACCUGCUUGGAGAGCAAUUUGUUAUUUCACUACUAUGAUUUUCUUUUUGGCAUGGUUAGUUAAGAAUGUUUUCAUUGCUGUUAUUACUGAGACAUUCAAUGAAAUUAGAGUUCAAUUUCAACAAAUGUGGGGAGAAAGGGGGACUAUUCAGACUCAGUCAACACCACAAAUUUUAAAAGGUGAUGAUUCUGGCUGGAAGCUCAUAACUAUGGAUGAAAAUAAAGGCCAAGGUAAAGCUCCGGCUUGUCUACAAGUAUUUUUGCAGUCAGCUAUAUUUCAAGUCAUAGUAAUGAUGGUAAAUGUAGCUAAUGCUAUUGUAGCUGCCAGUAUUAAAUUUCAGCAUGAUGGAAGGCCAAGAGAGGAAUUUUAUAAGCACUAUUAUUUAGCUGAGGUGGGAUUUACGAUAUUUUUUAACCUUGAAGUUAUUUUCAAAAUUUGGUGCUUAGGCUUUCGGGGAUAUUACAGGAGAUCUCUUCACAAGUUUGAGCUAUUGUUGGCUAUUGGAACAACUUUUCAUAUUAUUCCUGAUCUGUAUAUGUGUGAGCUGUCAUCAUUUCAGGUGCUGAGAAUUGUUAGACUAAUAAAAGCAUCGCCUGUUUUGGAAGAUUUUGUGUAUAAGAUUUUUGGUCCAGGAAAAAAGUUAGGGAGUUUGAUUAUAUUUACAAUGUGCUUACUUGUUAUUACAUCAAGCAUUAGUAUGCAGCUAUUUUGUUCUUUGGGUGAUUUCACUAAAUUUGAAGCUUUCCCUGAGGCAUUUAUGUCUAUGUUUCAAAUUCUAACACAAGAAGGUUGGGGUGAAGUAAUGAAUGAAACCAUGUUGAGAACAAGUACAAGUAUUGGACCUUUUGUAGCAAUUUAUUUCAUCUUGUAUCAUUUGUUUGUUACUCUGAUUGUGUUGAGCUUGUUUGUGGCUGUCAUUUUAGAUAAUUUGGAAUUAGAUGAAGACAUAAAAAAAGUGAAACAGUUGAAAGCAAGAGAACAAAGUGCAGGAAUAAAAGAAGGCUUACCAUUACGUUUAUUGCUGUUUGAACGUUUCCCAGACAGUCCCCAAAUGAGCAGGCUUAGUAAAGUUCCAUCAGAAUUUAUUGUUCCAAAAGUUAGGGAAAGUUUUAUGCGGCAGUUUGUUGAAGAUCAGCCUGAAGAUUCUCCAACUAUGAAGAAAUUAAGUGAAAAUGAAGACAAUUUAGUUACUUUUCGCAAAAUUAGACCAUUGAAACUUAUGGCUUCGCCGUGCAGAGUGAGGAACACUACAAAUAUUUUAAGAAAAGCAAGCGUGACUAACAUAGUUAUUGAUUCUAAUAACCAAAGAUUACUUGUUGGUGAUUCUGGACAAAUUCCAGUUCUUGGAAAAGGCCCAAAACAAUCACAAAGCCAAAAGACUAUACGAUUAGAUAGAAGAAGCAUGAGACGUUCAAUGAGAGGUUCCAUAAAAAUCAAGCAGACAUAUGAUCAUUUACGUGAAAAUGGUGAUGGAGGCACUUUAAAUCCUAGUACUUCACGAAGUCCCCAUGAUUUUGAUAUUAAGCUGCUGCAGCAAAAAAGACAGCAAGCAGAAAUGAAAAGAAAUCAACGUGAAGAAGAUCUUAGAGAAAAUCAUCCAUAUUUUGACACUCCUCUUUUCAUGGUGGCUCGUGAGAGUAAAUUUCGUAAAAUUUGCCAAUCAAUCGUUUGGGCCAGAUAUGAUCCACAGAUCAGAGACCCUGUAACUGGCAAGGAAAGGAAAAUCAAAUAUAAAACUUUUCACAAUUUGCUAGGCCUAGUGACUUAUCUGGAUUGGUUUAUGAUUUGGACAACUACGCUGUGUUGCAUUUCGAUGAUGUUUGAAACGCCUCAAAAAAGGGUUAUGAAUACACCUGUACUGCAAAUUGCAGAAUAUGGGUUUGUGGCUGCUAUGAGUAUAGAAAUUAUCCUAAAGACCCUAGCGGAUGGCUUAUUUUUUACUCCAAAAGCACUAAUCAAAGAUGCUGCUGGUGUUAUGGACUUUUUCAUAUUUUCGGUGAGUUUAGUAUUUUUGGCUUGGAUGCCUAAAGAAGUUCCUCCUCAGUCUGGAGCUCAAGUUUUAAUGAUUUUAAGAUGUGUACGACCUUUGCGUAUUUUCAGUCUUGUGCCGCACAUGCGUAAAGUAGUUUAUGAACUUUGCCGUGGAUUCAAAGAAAUUCUUUUGGUCUCAGUAUUGCUUAUAGUUUUGAUGUUUGUCUUUGCUUGUUAUGGCGUUCAUAUGUUUGGUGGUCGUUUGGCUCGAUGUAAUGAUCCAGACAUAAAGGAAAGAGAACAGUGUGUAGGAGUAUUCAUGCGAAAGAUAUUCAUCACCAAAAUGAAACUACAGCCUGGAGAAAAUGAAUCAUAUCCUGCUAUGCUUGUUCCAAGAGUGUGGGCAAACCCUAGAAGAUUUAACUUUGACAAUAUUGGAAAUGCCAUGUUGGCUUUAUUUGAAGUUCUUUCGUUCAAAGGCUGGCUAGAUAUUCGUGACGUAUUACUUCAAAGGCUUGGAACGGCUCAUGCAAUAUACAUUCAUAUUUUUGUGUUUCUUGGAUGCAUGAUUGGACUAACUUUAUUUGUUGGUGUUGUUAUUGCAAAUUACAGUGAAAACAAAGGUACAGCAUUGCUGACUGUUGAUCAACGAAGGUGGUGUGACUUAAAGAAGAGAUUGAAAAUAGCUCAACCCUUGCAUCUACCUCCACGUCCCGAUAGUCACAAAUUUAGAGCUUUCAUAUAUGAUAUUACACAAAACAUUUAUUUCAAACGUUUCAUUGCGGUGCUUGUUUUAACAAAUAGUAGUCUUUUAUGUGUCAGUUGGAAGUCUGAUGCAAAACAUACUAUACCACUGGCGACCUGUUCAGCUGCCUUUACUUUGCUUUUCACUAUAGAGGUAAUAAUGAAAGCAAUAGCAUUUACGCCGAGGGGCUAUUGGCAGAGCAGGAGGAACAGAUAUGAUCUUCUCGUGACAGUAGUUGGUGUGAUCUGGGUAGUCACUCAUUUCAUGCUAAUGAACAAUACGAGCAAUUCAAUAGGGUACACAGUUGUCAUCCUGCGUUUUUUUACUAUUACUGGAAAGCAUGCCACUCUGAAGAUGCUAAUGCUGACUGUUGUGGUAUCUGUGUAUAAAAGCUUUUUCAUCAUUAUGGGCAUGUUCUUGUUGAUAUUGUUUUAUGCCUUAACUGGAGUGCUUCUGUUUGGGACUGUGAAAUUUGGUGAAAAUAUUGGGAGGCAAGCGAAUUUUCAAACAGCUCCUAGUGGUAUAGCUAUGCUUUUUCGAAUUGUUACUGGAGAAGAUUGGAACAAAAUUAUGCAUGACUGCAUGCUAACUCCACCCUAUUGUACUCCUGGAGAAAAUUAUUGGGACACUGAUUGUGGAAAUUUCACUGGCAGUUUAAUUUAUUUUUGUUCAUUUUAUGUUAUCAUCACCUAUAUUGUGCUUAAUUUAUUAGUAGCUAUCAUCAUGGAAAACUUCUCUUUAUUUUAUUCAAAUGAAGAAGAUGCUCUCCUUAGCUAUGCUGAUAUACGAAACUUUCAAAAUACAUGGAAUGUUGUCGAUAUCCAGCAAAGGGGUGUCAUUCCUGUCCGUAGAGUAAAAUUUCUGCUUCGACUACUUAAAGGUAGACUUGAAGUGGAUCCAGACCGAGAUCGCCUGCUUUUUAAGCAUAUGGUCUAUGAAAUGGAAAGAUUGCAUAAUGGGGAAGACGUGACAUUUCACGAUGUUUUAAACAUGCUUUCAUAUCGAUCAGUAGACAUAAGGAAAGCCCUGCAAUUGGAAGAACUUUUAGCAAGGGAAGAAUUAGAAUAUCUAAUUGAGGAAGAAGUUGCCAAGCAAACAAUACGCCAGUGGUUAGAUAAGUGUCUACGUCGAAUUAAAGCACAAAAACAGCAAAACAGUCUUAUCAACAGUUUGAGAGCUACAACUGAAGCAUUGCUUGCGGGCACUGAAAUUCCUCUUAAUAAGCCUGUUGCCUCUGAAGCCAAAGAAGAGGGCAAAGAAGAGGCUGCGGCUGCUUCCGUAAGGCAUCGCAAAAAGGGGCAGCUGCCUGGACGAUCAGACAGCAUUUCCUCCCAGGGUGGGAGAAAAUUUUUGGCCCCUUCUCUUUCUGAUGGAGCUGUACGUGCUGAGAAAGAUAGAUUUCCUGCAAAGAAAUGGAAUGCCAGGCAACCAGGUUCUAAAGGUCUACCUGAUCUCAGUGAAAGCAGUGAAUUGUCAUCACCUACUCCAGAAGAAGAUGAAGGUGCAAUUCAACCUCCAUCCCAGAAAAUGGGAAUUGUUGUUGUAGAAGUUCAAAAUUGGUGGACUUCUCAACUUGGAUGUGCCAGUGGUUCGGAAGAUCCGAAACUUUCAAAGUAGAAGUAGUGUGUCGAAGUAAAUAAUGUGAGAAAUAUUUAAUUAUACUUUUGAAAUUCUCUAAGAUUAACUUCAUUCUAUUUGUACAUGAACAGCAAAUGUUAAAAUUGCACAUUUUGUAAAAAUAUAUAUCCAGAAAAUUUAUUUAUUUUUAGUAUGUUGUAUUUAAAUUGCUUUUUUGUAUUUUGUAACAUUGAUUUAUUGUAUUAAAUACUCAUGAAUAAAAACUGUAUCA